GUAAAUUUCGAAGAAUGGCUGGUUCAACAACAUACGAACAAAACCUAAGCUCUCUGUACUCAGUCUACUGUAUCGUCUGUAGGUACGAAGUAUACUAGUAAAUUCGUACUUGGUAAGCUUUUAAACCCCGUGCCGUACGAAGUGCGGAUGGGAUUUAUGUGAAUUCAAAUGAGAAUUCGAAACCGAUUACAAAAAUCGUUUAUCUGCCUGAGCUGCCUCAAAAGUAACACAGAUACGACUUUUGUUAAUAGGGUAGUCGAACUGUCGAAGUCCCAAAAACCAUGCGGCGAUCUCACGAAACACAGUCCCCACAAACUCCCUCGACCGACGCAGCCUGCAAACCCACCAGCAAGCUGAUCAUGGAAAUCUUGAAUAAAACGCGCGCAGAGCAACUGUGCCGCAGCAACUCGAUGGUCCACGGGUCCGAUGUGCCCAGCCACAUGCAGAUGUACCGUCAGACCCUGUAUCUGGCGCUGCAGCACUUGGGCAAGGAGCUGGGCGUGGAUCUGCAGCGAUCCGAUGGCAGUCUGACGGCAUACAACGACAGGAAAGUGGACGCGACGGCCUGGUCGUUUUCACUGCAGCAGCUGGACGAUGUGGUUGGCCGGUGGGGGAAAAUUAAUUUUGAUCCGCCCAGAUGGAUGACCACUCCAUCAAGCGACCGUCAAUGGGAGAGAAACUUUCAACAGAAUGCCGUCAGUCUCUGGGAGGUGGCCAUUAGGAAGACGCUCAAUAUUGGACCGAUGGGAAUGUCUGGCUAUCGAAUGCAGCAUCGCGGAUUAAUGCAGAUCGCUUGCUUACCGCACAUCGACUACUGGUCGGUCUACGUUGCCGUGUCCCGCUGGAAGACGGGAAUGUUCCCCGAUAUUGGCUUUUCCCUGAAGCCGGAGACGUAUCAUCUGACGUUCCUCUGUAAUCGCUACAAUAACGAUCUGGAUGCCGUUGUCACGGCAUGCCGUCAAGCGACGCUCCUGAAUACCUUCGAACCAAUGGAUCCUCGAAUGUGCACUCCUAGCGCGCAAUCAUUUUUUCCUCCACAUUACGGUGGAGCUGGUGCACCGCAGAAGGAUGCUGUUGUCAUCAAAACAACCCCGCAACCGUGCAGUUUGCAUGAUCUAAGAUUACGUAUGAGCGGCCACACCGGUGUCGAUCCUUAUAUGCAGCAUCUGUGCUGCUAUGAAGAUCUGCCUACUAGCGGGGAAAGUUUAUCGGACAGUGAGAGUGACGGUGAUGUCUCGUCCGAGGAAUUGGAGCGUCAGUAUCUGGAAAUGGAAAGGGACAUUGAAGGGGAGUUAGGCGACGAUCCACAGUGUUUAUUCGACAGCAGGGAUUAUCAGAACUAUUACUGAUCCAGUGAACGGUUCCUUAUUCGAGGGAUCGGCCGUUUGCACCGUGAUCGAGUAACGAGAAGUGGGGAAAUUUGUUGCGAACUGAUUUCAAGGCAGAUAUUAGGAUAUGUGGGAUGUUGCGUUUAUCGCGGGAUCGUUAAAGAGAUUAGCGUAUGGUUGCAUUUACGGUUGUACAAAAUGCAAAUGUGAGACAUGCGCGAAAUGGAACUAACGCCCUUUUAUUCCGAAAUAAUUCUGUAAUAAGGUGAUAAUGCCAAAUAAUGUCAGUAUUUUGAGAUUGUUUUCUAACAGUUCAUGACGGUGUUUUUCAAAACAGAAUGCGCUGCAUUAAAAAAAUU
Molecule: messenger RNA, 1687 nt
Organism: Paramacrobiotus metropolitanus
Lineage: Eukaryota; Metazoa; Tardigrada; Eutardigrada; Parachela; Macrobiotidae
Exons: 7
Coding region: 282-1349 (355 amino acids)
Source: RefSeq, a predicted model, not a curated record